AUGCGCCAACAUAACCUUGCCUUCGUUGACCUACUAAACACACCAACACCUAGCCCUGCAGCUCGAUCAUCCCGUGCACCACAACCUCCCCUUGUGCUUGACCCAGAGGCAAAGUGGCACCCGCUCUACAUCAAGGCGACUACACGGAUCCAGGCUGCAGACAGCCUUACCUCAAUUUUGCACCGGCACCCGAAAACUGUUACGAACAUAACUUAUGCCGACAUCUCUAGCAAAAGCAAAAUGCCUAUCGUCCAUGUCAACCAAACAGAAUGGCGAAUCGUCAUUAUAGUGCCGAAUCAUAAUAUUAUUGUCGGAGACUUUGAAGGGACUGGUCCCCAUGCAUGCCUUCCCAUCAGAUUGUGGGAAACGAUACUGGAGCAUCACUUUGACAUCGAAUGCAACGAAAGCUGUGGUCGCCCCGCGCAGGGAAUGAAUAUGCCAGAUGACCCCGUGAAUAGGGAUGUGAUUGCAGAUACCGACCACCCAGGCCCAUGUGCAUUCGGCCAACCUGUUGCUGGUGAAAGUGUCGCCAGAGCUACAUCGGUAGAUUCCAGCUUCAGCAGCAGCACACCUCCCCCAGCGCUGGCGAUGCCGACUUUAGAAGAAUUGGAAAUUCAAGAGGUCCACCAUCGCACUGCUCGCCUCCAGAAUGGGAUGGCUAGAGAUGUCGCAAUUCUAUGGAACAUUGCUCUUUCUGAUAUCCACAACGAUACCGAUGCCUGCAUGGUCAUUCGAUCGCCUACGGCAGAAGCUGCAGCUGAAUCUCUGAUGCACCAUCUCAAGAAUCUUGUCACUGGGGCACCAAUACCGGAGGAUCUUUGCCCAGAUACGACGAUUGACAAUGUUACUGAGGCUGCAAUGAGCCAUCCUUAUUUCAGAGUGAUCAUCAACGGUGCCCCUGGGGAUGGUCCAAGGCGACAAGUUUGGUCUCAUAUCUUGUCUGGACUCCUCGGCGACUGGAAACACUUUGUAAGAAUGGCAGAGGAUGACUUCUACACACCCUCCCUUGUUCCUGCACCAGCUGUCAGCGAACGCGACAGGAAGAUCUUCAUUUUCUUCGGAUUUAUCAUCCGACAAUCAUUCGUGUGGGGGUUCGAUACACUCCCAAUAUCGCCAUUCUUCUUAGCAUUCCUCUUCAAGGACUUUGAACAUGCAACGACCCCAGAGUUUGUGAACGCUGUCGCCCCCCAAGCUGCAAAGCGACUCGCAUCCUGGCCUCCAAAAGCUGUUGGGCCACCAAGCGAAGAUGGAACUCCUCCUCGACUCGUGCUUGAUGGCACCAUGGAUCCAAUGUCGCUGAUAUUUGAGUGGGUCCCGAACGUAACAGCUGACCAUAUUCGGGACAUGUCCCUUGAAAACCAAUUGAAACUUCUUCCUUCAAUCAAGGCUGGCCUUCUGUUCGCCCACCAAACACAAGAUAUUGAAAGAUCUUACCUCUCGCAUCACCAUCCAAUCUUCGAGGCUGUAGCGAUCGGAAUAAACUACCCCUUUUUUUCUGUAACUGAGGUCACUGGCGAAUCUCAGCCCCCUAAAUUGAUGGAUAUACUUCGAACCAAUUUCGACAUUCUGGCUCUCCUGGGCACCAUGUACCAAGAUCGCGUCAUUACGACCUCAAUCGAUUUGCUGCCCUAUAUCGCUUGGACAGAUGUUGAACCGAAUCCCGAUUCCCCCACUGAGAAUCUUACCAAGUACUUCGCCCGGCGAUCACGAUUUUUAGAGCUUUUGCGCCACUAUCUCCGAGGCAAAGGGCAUCCAUUGGGUGCAGUUGGAGUGAGCUCUCAGGCAUUCCAAGAGUCGCGGGAUGAUGCUGCCCUUCGUCCAACACUGUUCUUAGAAGCCGUCACCUCAUCGCGAUUCCUCCCUCUCGCACACGAGAGACUGAUGAUACAGUUUAAGCGACUUCUUGCACUGGGAACAGCACAAGCCUCAGGGGCACAUUUUCAUACCUGCUUCCGGAGUGUUGAAUUUCAGAUUGACGAUGCUUUUGCAUCUCUAGCCCACAUGCCCGAUCCAGUGACACCUCUUGCUGCAUUUUCUGCCUUCGAUAUCUGGAUGCACUCUCUUUUGUGGGGUAGCAACCAGGUAUUCAACGCAGUUUGA
Molecule: messenger RNA, 2100 nt
Organism: Laccaria bicolor S238N-H82
Lineage: Eukaryota; Fungi; Basidiomycota; Agaricomycetes; Agaricales; Hydnangiaceae
Exons: 7
Coding region: 1-2100 (699 amino acids)
Source: RefSeq, a predicted model, not a curated record